Messenger RNA from Lytechinus variegatus (green sea urchin), 7665 nucleotides. RefSeq lists its product as uncharacterized. The record is from RefSeq and is a predicted model, not a curated record. The coding region runs from base 1381 to 6246 and encodes 1621 amino acids. Lineage: Eukaryota; Metazoa; Echinodermata; Echinoidea; Temnopleuroida; Toxopneustidae. The transcript is spliced from 4 exons.
CCCAAAAAAAAAAAUGGACAAAAUCAGCUAGAACGGUAAGUCGGUAACCACAUGAAACCAUCUGGAUUUUUGUUUUCAUAGUUCACUGGUAUACAUGAAUGACUCUUAACCCACACCGGUGGGGCGUAUCAGACAGCUUCCAAAGCCAUGCCCCCCUCCCUACCCCAUCUGAAAGUAUAGUAAGCUGGAAAUGCAAGGGGCACCAUCUGACAUAGUGCAAUGGUAUACGACACGAAUGGCAACUGUCAAAGCAGUUAGGAGGUGCAUAAAAUCUACAAGUGCCCUUUUUCACAUGCAAGUCUCGCACAACAUCGAAUUAAAAUCAUUGUCAGCACGUUUAAAAUUGGUAUAAUUGAUACGAGUAUACCCCCUUAAAAAUCAAUGAUAGUAGUGAGGAAAUAAUAAGCUAAAAUGAUGAUGUUGCUGACAUGACGAUGAUGGACAAAUAUGUUUAAUAGCAAUAACUAUCAUAUGAUUAUCACUGCUAAUAUUUUUUAGUGCUGGGUACAUAUAAGAGCUACAGGGAUUCAUCUUCAGAGCGUUAAUCCUUGUAUUCACUUUUUAAAACUGCACUGUUCUCCCAUGCAUACAAAGAUAUAUUAGUUAAACUUUUAAUUCCAAGCUCUCUGAUUAGCCAUACUAUGAAUUUGAUCAAUAUUAUUAUACCUGGAGGAAGCAAGAUCUGAGGUUCAUCUCCGCAGUAUACAUCUAAUGGAUUCAAAUUGUUGACAACACAAGUGGUAAGAUAUCAAUUUAUUUAUUUACAUGUAUAAAUGAAUGUAUGAAUUUGAAUUGGAAAAUUUUGAUGUAAUAUAAUAGAUCUAUUUUAAGUCUAAACCUUGGUAUCAUGGUAAAUAGAAGCAUUACAGGUAUUAAAAGAACUUUAAACAUUGAUUCAACUGUUGGUAUUAUAUAAUCCCUCAAGAUUUUUUUGGUCAUCAAAUGAUCCUCUCCUUACUGUUGGCCUUUUGAUAUAAUAAAUCUGUCUGCACUAUCCAGAACAAAUUUCCACUAGCUGGGUUGUGGCUUUCCCUUGGUAUUUUUCUGCAGAAACCCUGAUAAGCAAAAGACAAUGAACUCAUUCACAGGAUUAAAUCCUGUACACUGUCAUUUUAUUCAGGGAGAUAUUUUACUAGAUGAAGUUUUCCCCGUUGCAUCAAGAACAGUACAUUGUAUAUAUCUAAAGAGCAAUAAUAUUGUGUUGAACUGCUUACGACCAGAUUAUAACAAGUAUUUAUCAGCUACUUUUGGUAAGUGUGUUAAUUUCUAAUCUAUCGUCAUGAUUUAAUUAUUAUUCCUGUUUAGUUGUGUUUGUUAAUUUUUCGAUGUGGCAAAGUAAUGUAGGUUAUCAUUAUCUUUUUAUACAGAGUUGAUAGAGGGAUGCAAUGUUCCAGUAUGGAUUCGAGACAAAGAGAUGAGUCUUGUGAAGAUCAUGAUGUUGAAGUUAUCCCUGAAGCUUCUGAUCCAAGUAAUGACAAUCAAACGACUAAAGAGACACCUGCAGAUAAGACUGAAGCGUACUGCUACAUUUGUAAGAAGUCGGACACUGAAGGAGACAGACUAAGACAGUUUGAAAACACAACAUGGAAGACAGUGAAAAAUACAGCAAGUUUGCGUCAAAACUUAAAGUCUGAUAAAUAUUCAGAUGUUACAGAAAUGGUUCUGUCAAUCACUGAUGAGAAAUUUCACCAAUUGAGCUACCACCGAUUAUGUCACAAAUACUAUACAGCAGUGAAACGACCCAGAGAAAGUCAACUGUCUGAUGAUCCCCCAUUGCAAACACAACAUAAAAGAAGACGCUCAAGUGGCAACUACAAGUCGGAUCAACAAGACUUACUAAAAGGCUCUUGUAUUUUCUGCAGGAAGGUUCGCAAGAAGAGAAAAGGAAAAGAAGAACCUAGAAUACCAAUUUGUACGACAGAAGGUUGUAGCACAAUCUACAACCGUGCAGAAUCUUCUACAAACGAGAGGCUUAAACUACUCAUUCGAAGUCAAGUGGACUUGAUUGCAAAGGAGGCAGAAUACCAUAAAUCAUGCUGGCUAACCUUUCUAAAAGAGACAGAGGACAUCCAUGUCCCAACAUCAUCACAGUCACACACUUACCACAAGAGAUCUCUGGCAUCUCUUAUGAAGUACAUCGAAGAGGAGGUGGUUCAUAAGAAGGGCGCACUCCUUGUCAGUGAUGCCCUUGAAAUGUACAAAAAAGAGUACAUUGCUGCAGGAGGAGAAGAACGAUCAAUAGAGGGAUAUGGAUCCCAAAAUCUCCUCAGGAAGGUGCAGGAAAAGUGUUGCCAAGAAAUAAAAGUAGCCUUGGUGGAUCAACGGAGAGGUAAUUUCCUUUAUCACGAGUCACACUCUGAAGAUCAGGCAAGAGAUCUGCUUCAAGAUGACGAGGAAAAUAGAAAUGUGAGAUGGGCUGCCCUGCAUUUAAGAACACAGAUAUUAAAGUUACCGAAAACCAAAACCCCAAAUCCUGCCACAGUACAAAACUUGAAAGAAUGUGCCAUUGAUAUUCCACCACAGCUUGAAUUAUUCUUUAGAACACUCCUCGGUGGCAUUUCACAAUCAGACGCUCAUAGAGAAGCCAUCGAUCGCAAAAUCACCGCAAUGUCCUCCGAUGUCAUUUACAACGUUACGCGGGGGACAGUAAAACCGUGGAAGCAUACAGUACUCGGUCUUGGCCUAUCGUCUUUGACUGGAUCAAAGUUAGCAAUGCAGAUCCUCAACAGAUCUGGUCACUGCAUAAGCUACAGUGAGAGUAAAGGCCUUGAGACAGAAUUUGCCUACACUGUUGAGAGUAAGGAUCGUGAUACUCCAGAUGGCAUUCAACUCUCUCCUUAUUUAGGGACGGCCUGCGUUUGGGACAAUUAUGAUGCCAAUGUUGAAACACUUGAUGGCAAGCACACCCUUCAUGCCACAGUGGGUCAUACAUACCAAAACAUUGUCCAGGACCAAGAACUUGAAAGCGUCUCUCCAAGCCCAUUUGUGUACAGGGAAGGAAAAAACCGAAGGAGCUUUGUUGGAGCUAGAAGAGAGAUAGAACCAUUCAGAAAGUCUCUGAAGAAAGCUCAAUUUUACGGUCCUCUGGAGAAAGAUAUUGCAGGUACAUCUGCAGGGUUGAUUGAACCUCAUGAUGAUGUUGCCUCAAGUAUAUCUGACGGGGCAGAUGCAUCUGAAAUCCCACCACUGCCUUGUCAUCAUACAUAUGACAAAAUUACAGAAGUUCCAAAUCUAAGCGCAUUAGAUUUUGUCUGGUGGUGGAAAUUACAGAACGAGAAUAUUCCACUUCAUGCUGGAUUCAUGAGCAGGUUCAUCAAGGACCAACUUCCUUUGCAUCGGAUCGCAUACAUGGAACCAAUGGCCAAGUCCCCAACGAAUAAUGACAUAGUGAGGGAGACAAUGGUACGUUCUUUAAAUGUUGCUAAGGAAACUGGCCAAGAUCAUGCAGUGGUGACUUAUGAUUUAGCUGUCGCUCUAAAGGCAUACUCCAUUCAAGCUCUUGAAUCUCCAGUGUUCGACAAGCUCCUGAUAAUGCUUGGUAAUUUUCACAUCGAGCUAGCGUUCUAUGGUGCUAUUGGAACAUUUAUAAAUGCAAGUGGUAUCGAGUACAUCUUAACAGAGGCAGACAUCCUAGCAGAAGGAUCAAUGGUUGGAUUCAUCAAAGGCAAGUUCUACAACCGCUGCACAAGGAUCCAUGAGCUCCUUGCAAAUGCUCUAGAGAAGAAGCUAUAUAAUCGCUUUCUUCAGAAUGCUGCUGAUGAUGACAUUCAAGCUCUCCAAGAAGUGAUGUCCAUGAUUCCUGAAACACCCGACGCAGUGGAGCACCUGUCAAAUCCUGUAAUUGUCAAGCAUAUUAAAGAGUAUGAGGAAUACCUAUGGGCAGUUAUCGGUGGUCAUCUAGGUCAAACUGCACAAUUCUGGGCUACAUACAUAUUCCUCAUCAAUCGUCUACACCGUGAAGUACAGAGGUGUGUCAAGACAAAUGAUGUCAAUGGAUACAUUAGAGUUCUGCCAAUGCUCCUCGAGGUGUACUUUGCACUCAAUCGGCCAAAUUAUGCAAGAUGGGGGACACUCUUUCUACAGAAGCUGAGAAGUGCACACCCAAACUUCCUGGAAAUCUUGACAAAGGGAGCAUUUUCAGUCAGACGAACAAAAAAGAAUUACAGCAGAUCAGCUGUCGACCUUUCCUUGGAACAGACCGUGAACAGGGAUGCUGCCUCUCAAAUGAAAGGAAUUGUUGCUUUUCGCAAUUCAGAGAAUGCUGUGAAGCGAUGGUCAAUAGCAUUGACUCAACGUGCGAUGGCAGUCACUGAGCUGAGAUCAUUUUCCGGUCUUGACAAUGGAGAGAGUCCUUCAGUGCAGUGCCGUCCAUCAAGAGUUUGCAGAGAUAACAAACAAAUGGCAACUCUCAGUGCUACAAUAGAUGAAUUCUGUAACCCCUUCUCUCCUGAGGCACCAACAUCUUUGGUAAAUCUUGCAACUGGUCAGACAGCAUCAGAUACAACUACAACAUACUUGCUGGAUACACUGAAACGGGGAAAAGGUGAAAGAGAAAAGUUCCAAGAGGAAUGGUCAAAGGACAGCAAUCGGUUCCUGCGAUCAGUGAGACGAAUCAAAGUCAACAACUUUGCAAAUGACAACCUCAAAAACAAGAAAAACAGAGGAAAGUCUCAAAAUUACAGAUCUACUGCUGAAAGCUUGAGGGAUAUGUUUGUUCGGAUGGUUGUGGUCAUUGCAGAGAAAUCGUCAUUUGAUCUCCGCUACGUGCUUACAUACCCCAUUACAACUUACCCUCUCUCCCUAUCACAUUGUGACGGAAACCGUGUCAAGACCAGCAAAGCAACUCUUCUGAAGAAAUUAGAAUCUCACCAGUCUGUUGAACUCACCCAACAAGAUAUACCUAGAAGCUACGUCCAAGUGUACGAUGGAGGUCUACUUCUUCACUCCAUCAUAUCUCAGACACAUCCAGGAUCCAAUUACGCAUCAGUAGCAAGGUCCAUGCUCUCCGUUGUCAUGAGUGGCAAAGCAUCUGAAGCACAUGUCUGUCUAGACAAAUAUGAAGAGGGGUCCAUCAAAGAUAGUGAAAGGCGUUUGAGGGGUGCAGUAGAUACUAACUACACCAUCACUGGACCAGAACAGACCAUCAGGCAGAGUGCAUCUAAGCUUCUUUCGAGUGCUUCUUUUAAGAAUGAAUUCUCAAAAUUCAUCUUGAAAGAAUGGGGGAAGGCACACUAUUGGAAAAUCUUCAAUGGGAAAACACUCUUCGCAUCUUAUGGUGGAGAUUGCUAUCAGUACACUCCAGAUAACAGUGGAAACAUCACAGUCACACAUCCUGCCUUCCUUCAAGGGAAUCAUGAGGAGGCCGAUACGCUGGUAGCCUUCCACGUCAAUAACAUCACAUCCAAGAAUAUAAUGGUUAGGGCAUCUGACACAGACAUACUUGUUAUUUUGAUUGCUUCUCUUGGACAGCUGCGCCCAGAGGUUCGUUCAGCCAAGCUCAUCAUCAUGGACUGCGGGAUGGGAAAUAACAGGAGGUUCAUCAAUGUUUCCAACAUCACUGAUGUCUUAGAAGAGUCAACACCAGGUCUUUUAAGAGCAAUGCCUGCCUACCACGCCUUUACUGGAUGUGACUUUACAUCAGCAUUUUACAGGAAGGGCAAGACAAAGCCUCUUGAAAUCAUCACAAAGGAUGAGACCGGUCGAUUCUUAAAUCUGUUCAUCCGCAUGGGUGACCCUGAAGCUGAGGGCAUUGAUGUUGAUGUGGCAUCAGAGUUUGUGUGUUAUCUAUAUGCACAGCAUAAGGUGAAUGAUGUUAAUCUGGCCCGCUACAACAAACUGAUGCAGAUGACAGGCAGAGUUGAUGAGGACAAUCCUCUUGCAAACAUCAAACGAGUAGAUUGCGCUUUGCUGCCACCUUGUCGCCGAACACUUGAAAUGAAAGUUCGUCGGACUAUGUAUGUGGCAAGGUUGUGGAUGCGUGCUGUGACCUCAUUCCCAUGCGAGAAUUUGUCACCAAUUGACCAUGGAUGGGCAGUGGAAGACAACAUACUAGCGCCACUCUGGUUUGAAGGACCGGCAAUUCCAGAGAAGCUGAUGUUCGCUGGUCAGUCAACAGAAGAUCUUGAGCAGAGCGAAGAUGAUGGCGAAUCAUCUGAAGACUCCAUGAUUAACACUGAUGACGAGGCCUGGAGUGAGCAAAGUGAUUCUGAACUGGAAGAUUCAGAUAUCAAAGAUAAUAUGUAUUAAAGGAACUUAAACUUUCGAAAUACAUGUACACGUAUGUGAAUACAAAGCAGAAGUGUUCUACAUUAUUUGGAGAUAAGACAAAUUGCCUUGCUAAGUAAAAAUGACCCAAAGAUUUUGUGUGUGCGUGGAUAAAUGCAACAUAAAAUGUCCCUUAACAGUUACAUGUAACGGUAACAUGUAUAACAUGUAUAAUGAUGUGUGCAUGUAAUAACACAAGGAGGUUCAUGGAUUAUGAUAUGUAUUUUUUUUGUUAUAUUAUCUUCAUGCAUUUUCAUUGUGAAAUCGAUUGGACUAAUUUUAAAGUUCAGAUAAACCUGCAUACUGUAUCAUUUUUAAUCAUGUUACAUAAUUCGUAAAUGAAAAAGAAUCUGUUCAACUUUUUCAGCCACUUGUUAUCUAUUAUAGUUACCGAAUGUAGUAUAUACAAAAAAGAGCUGAACCACAUCGACAAUAUAUCAUAUGAUUUGGGUUAUGAUAUCAUAAAUACAGUACAGGCAAUUUUAUGGAGAGAAAAAUAUCACUGGUGCCAAUAAUAUAAAUUAAUGAUCACGAGUAUUCACCUGAAAAUUUUGUAAUUGGGGUAAUGUGACCAUUUAAACUGCCACGGUAAACACAAUUUAUGGUUAAAUAAUUUUGAUAAACCAUUACCUCAACCUUCUCAGGCAAACUAUGAAUGAUUUUUUUUUCAUAUUUGUCUACCAUAUGAGGCUGUUUCAAAUGAUUAGUCUUUUUUACGAAUUGUUGAUUUUACAAUGUAAUUGUGUGAAUACGUAACAUGUUCUGAUGAGUAGAAAUGCAGUCAAGGGUUUAGAAAAUUCAAAUUAUGUUCCUGCUGUUUCCUAAUGCAGGGCAGUGUGUUUUAUCAGAUAAAUUAAUCAAUGUUUGGAUUCUUACUUCUUUCAAGGUCAUGUAGAAUUUCUGCCUAAUGUGCAUUCAUUCUGUUUGCUGUUUCCUCGUAUGCUCCAUUCUCUUUUUCCAUCUUCCCCUUUCCAUCCCCUUCCUUUUCGUAGUCAUCUUUCUUUUGACUUAUUAUUUUCUUUUAUCUUUUUAUUCAUACUCUUUCAUUAAAUCAUUAAGUUAUGAUAACAUGAACAUAUAUUAAUUUAUUGUCCAUGUAACAUUGAGUAAAAUGCAUGCAUUCUCUUUAAUCCACAUUAUAUCUGUGUCAAAGUUUGUUUUUUUGUUUGAAUAUACAUCAGAGAAAAAUAUGAAAGGUAUCCUCGUAUUUGAUAGUGGAGUUGAAGAAAUAGAUGAAGGAAUUUUUAAAAAGGCAUAACAUCAUAUUCACACUUACAAUCUAUAACCCCUCCCCCAUCUCCUUCACAGCUGAUGUAGAACAGUUCCCAGUUGGUUUCAUGUUAUAUUUCCAGUUGAUAUAGCUAAAUUUCACGGGGGGGGGGUGGUUUUAGGCUUUGGGGG